Molecule: messenger RNA, 1726 nt
Organism: Carassius carassius (crucian carp)
Lineage: Eukaryota; Metazoa; Chordata; Actinopteri; Cypriniformes; Cyprinidae
Gene: calcrl2
Product: calcitonin receptor-like 2
Exons: 12
Coding region: 70-1497 (475 amino acids)
Biological process (GO): angiogenesis; cell surface receptor signaling pathway; adenylate cyclase-activating G protein-coupled receptor signaling pathway
Cellular component (GO): plasma membrane
Molecular function (GO): calcitonin gene-related peptide receptor activity; calcitonin receptor activity; adrenomedullin receptor activity
Source: RefSeq, a predicted model, not a curated record
UGGAGCGGGGCUUUGACCGCAGUGUGUGUGUCUGAUGAAGGUCUCACACGAGUGUGGUCUGCAGACAUCAUGACAUCGACCUGCGUCCUGCUGCUGAUCAGCACACUGUCACAGCUGUGUGGAGCUCAAGAUGAGCUCGAGCCGGCGAUGAUGUCAGCGGAGGAGGAGAGCCGUAUCCCAGAAUCCUCUGCUGUCCUGAGCGUGGCGCGUGAGCAGAUCCUCUCGGCUCAGUUUGAGUGUUACCUGAAGAUCAUGUUUGAUCCUCCGCGCAGAGACCCGGGCCCGUACUGUAACCGCACCUGGGAUGGUUGGCUCUGUUGGGGAGACUCCGCCCCCGGCACCGCCCUCCAGCUAUGCCCCGCCUACUUCCUGAACUUUGAUCCAACCGAGAAAGUGAGCAAAAUGUGUGACUCAGACGGUCAGUGGUUUCAUCAUCCGGUCAGCAACCGUCUGUGGUCCAACUACACGCAGUGCUCAGCGUCCACCCACCAGAAACUCGAGUUCAUGUUGGUGAGUUACUAUCUGGUGAUGGUGGGACACGGGCUGUCCAUCAUAUCGCUGUUCAUCUCCAUCUGCAUCUUCUCACACUUCAAGUGUUUGAGCUGCCAGCGAAUCACUCUUCAUAAAAACAUGUUCACCUCCUUCAUCCUGAACUCGAUCGCCACCAUCGCCUGGUUCUUCGUCAUUAAAGAUCAGAGACCAGAGAACCCCAUGGAUUUGUCUCAGAUCGGCUGUAAGCUGCUGGCUAGUAUCAUGCAGUACACCUCCUGCUCCAACUAUUUCUGGAUGCUGUGUGAAGGGAUCUACCUGCACACGCUCAUCAUCGUGGCCGUGUUUGUGGGAGAGCAGCAGCUGGGCUGGUAUUACGUCCUCGGCUGGGGUUUCCCAGUGAUCCCUGCAGUCCUGUAUGCUGUAGCCCGUCUGCUCUUCCAUGAUGACAGGUGUUGGAUCACGAAUGUAAAGCUGCUGUACAUCACACACAGCCCCAUACAAGUCGCUCUGUUGGUGAACCUGUUCUUCCUGCUGAACAUCGUGCGGGUGUUGAUCACCAAACUGCGGGUCACUCACUGCAUCAAAACUAACUUCUACAUGAAGGCUGUUCGUGCCACCAUCAUCCUGGUUCCUCUGCUGGGCGCUCAGUUCAUCCUGGUGCCUCUGGAGCCCAGCGGACGCGUAUCUCGAGCCGUCUACGAGUUCGUCAUGAACAUCUUCAACCAUUUCCAGGGUCUCCUGGUGGCCGUAAUCUUCUGCUUCUGCAAUGGAGAGGUGCAGUCGGCGUUGCGGCGUAAGUUUGCGCAGUAUCGUGGUCAGUGGAAGCGCCGGCGUCUGGUGACCAAUGACUCUCACAGUAACUACCACACAAACUCGUCCAUCACCGAGACCAGCCGCGUCACCAUCGGCCUCGAGCCCAGCCUCGCCAACAGCCAGAGAAACGGCAGCGUCUGCUCCAGCCAUGGGCCCAAGAGCUGCGACGUGAUCGAGUGCACAGAAAUAUGAGCAUCUGUCUCAUCAUGCACAUAUAAUAUUACUAACACUACACAGGACUCCCAGCUUACACGCAUGUUAUAAGAACGACUUGCUAACAUUUAUAUAAAAGCUGCAGUCUGUACGUUUUGUCUCUUUGUCGCCAUCUCUGUUUGAAACCUGCAAUUGCAGCUAUUUGCAGAAUCAUCUUCUUUAUGUGGGUUGUGCUCCGGCAUGACUCCAGCGCGGAUUAAUGUAAUGU